AUGAUUAAUAGCAGUAUCAAAAUCCUAAUCAGAAUGGCAGCUAGUAUGUCCCUUAUGAUCAAGCUGUGCAUCAAUACUACAAUCAGCAGCCAUCAUAUCACAACUCAACUAUUAUAACUGCAAGCUAAAAAAGAGGCUGCUGGAGAGAUUCCUGUUGGUCCAAAACACGAGAGGCAAUUAUAUGUGGGCAACUUACCUCCUAAGAUUCACAAUCAUUAACUAGUAGAACUAUUGAAUCUUGCUCUUUUAGUAAUGAAAUGCAACAUCAAGCCUGGCUUGCCUGCUUUGUCUGCAUGGAUCAGCUAAGAUGGGCACUACGCAUUUGUCGAGUUUAGAACUAUCGAAGAGUGCUAAAAUGGACAUUCUCUAAACUAAAUUGCAAUCUUUGGACAUAUUAAUGGCUAGUAGUAGGGAACAUAGUAAAUAAUGAUGCUGAGUUAAGCCUACAGUAAUUCAGUUGAGAUUAGUAACAUCCCAAAGGUCUAUGAAAACGAUCAGGAUUCUCUAACAAGACUAUUAAAAAUGUUUGGCAGCUAUCUUCAGUUUCAAAUGAAAGUCUUAUCAAAUUAAAUACUCUGCUAUUGUGAAUAUGAAAAUGAAGAAUAAACUCAAAAAGCCUUGAAAGGAUUUUAAGACCUAUUGGUUAAAGAUUCAAAACUUGCUGUGAGGAGAUUAGCUAAUGGUUAGUAUUAGUAGAUGUUUGGGAUAAAUAAUCCAACACCCAAAAUAGAUCAAGAAGAAGAGUAGGAACUUCAUCAUAGUCGAAUAGUUGUAUUGAAGAAUAUGCUAGUCUUAGAAAACAUGAAAUCCAAAUAUGAAUAUGAUGAUAUAAAAGAUGAUAUUUACGAAGAGUGCGCAAAAUAUGGUCGUAUUGUUAGAGUAUUCAUUCCUAAACCUGAUCAUCUCAACUAUAAAAGAUUGCCUUUAAAUGUCUAACUAUAGAAAUAUGGAACAUAUCUUAUAAAUGAUGGUGCUGGGAAGAUAUUUAUACAAUUUUACAAAAGUGAUUCUGCUAAAAGAUGUAUAGAGGGUUUGAACAAAAGACUAUAUUAGGGUAGAGAAGUUUAUGCUUGCUUAUUCAGCGAAGAUAAAUGGGAUUAGAGAAUAUAUGAAUGA
Molecule: messenger RNA, 1116 nt
Organism: Stylonychia lemnae
Lineage: Eukaryota; Ciliophora; Spirotrichea; Sporadotrichida; Oxytrichidae
Source: the annotation of a GenBank genome assembly